Durusdinium trenchii is the source of this 897-nucleotide messenger RNA. Lineage: Eukaryota; Dinophyceae; Suessiales; Symbiodiniaceae. The record is from the annotation of a GenBank genome assembly.
AUGGAUCUUUGUCGAGGAGGCGAAGUCUUCUCGAAGAUCUUGGAACUUCGACGUUUCACCGAAGCAAAUGCUGCGACACUUGGAUCUCAGAUGCUCGCAGCAAUUGCGUACAUCCACACAAAGAGCAUCAUGCACAGGGACAUCAAAGCAGAGAACUUCUUGCUCUCCGACAAAUCUCCAACCUCAGUGGUCAAGAUGAUCGACUUUGGUAUGGCUGUGAAGUUCGAUCAUGGCGUGUGGUUCAAGGAGAUUUGUGGAUCCCCUCACUAUUUGGCGCCUGAAUUAAUUGGUCAGAAGUACAACCACAUGGUAGACAUGUGGGCCUUUGGCGUCCUCAUGUACUUACUCAUGUACGGCCACUACCCGUAUGACUCGAAGAACACCAGGGAUAUCAUGAUGAAGGUCUUAACGGAGCCCAUCCGGUGGCAAACCAAGGCGAAGUUGUCGCAGCAGACGCUAGGCUUCUUGAAGCGUUGCUUGGAGCCCUCGGUCCGCAAGCGUAUGACCGCCGAGGAUGGGAGGGACGGUUUGAAGCAUCCAUGGAUCGUCACCGCCGCGGCACCAGACCCCGAGAAGGGCCGGGAGAAGACCGUGGAGGCCGACGAGGAGCCCGACCUGAAUGAAUUCGUCCGCUCCGCACAUCGAAAGGUCACCUCCACACGGAAGCAGGUGGAUCAAGAGGCAGAGAACCGGCGGACGGAUUUGUUGGAAAAGAUCAACAAAGACUUUGAGAAGGGGAUCCGUCUUGGGAAUCGCUUGGGUGAGACGCCACAAGAGGACUUCAUGUCACGCCCGGAGUUUGUGCGGCGUGACAACCGCCUCACGACGGCACCGUCGCAAGGGGAAGCUUUGCUGCAGAAGUUCGAUUUUGGAUGGAACGGGGUGUUACGUUCGUAG